AUGGCGGCGGUGACCGCAGCAAACGGGAAAAGCAACGGCGGAGCGAAAUCAGCAGACUUCACGGCGGUGGAAAUUGGGGAGGCGUUGAGCCCAACUGCCAGCUUGUUCCACUCCCCCAAGCUCAACUGCUGCAUAAUUGCAGUGUUGGGCAGCAAGACCGCCAUCGAUCCCGCCGUCGUCAAGUCCGGUCUCGAACGCACUUUGAUCAGACACCCUCGUUUCUCCAGCAGAUUGGUAGUCGACGAUCAUGGAUGCAGAGGAAGGAAACUGAGAUGGGAGAAGACCAUGGUGGAACUCGACGAUCACAUCAUAAUCCCGAAUUUAGACGACGACGAUGGCGACGGCGAGAUCUUCACAACCUCCCCUGACUCCGCCGUCGAAGACUACAUUUCCCGCCUCUCCACGUUCCCGAUGGACGUCACCAAGCCGCUCUGGGAGCUCCACAUCCUCAACGUGAAGACGCGCGACGCGGAGUCGCUGUUCGUCUUCAAGAUCCACCACUCCAUCGGCGAUGGCGCCUCGUUGAUCUCUCUGCUCCUCGCCUGUGCGAGGAAAUCCUCUGACCCUAAUGCUCUGCCUUCAGUUCCGGUGAAGAACCGGCGGGCGAGGAGGCAGGGCGUGGUGUCGGCUAGUGGUUUCUGUUGUGUUGUUCUUGAGAGAUACGAGGACUCCGAUCAAAGGUCCGGCGACAGGGGAGGGGCGGAAUGGGAAGCGGUUUGUGCAUCGGACGGUGAGAACCAAAAGAAUGAAGAGAAACAGAGUAAUCAGAUUCAAAAGAGCUAUCUCCCAAGCACAAUCCGACUUAGGGCAUGCAUUAUGGUCAACAUGAGACCAACGACAGGAAUCCAGGAUAUGGCAAAGUUGAUGGCCAAAGGACCAAAGGCGAAAUGGGGAUGGGGGAAUUGGAUUGGUAACAUGAUGAUUCCUCUCACCAUUGCUCUGCGAGACGAUCCAUUGGACUACCUUUGGAGUGCCAAGGCCACAAUGGAUCGAAAGAAGCACUCCUUGGAGCCAAUUUUAGAGUUCAUAGGAGCUAGAAUCCUUCCCAUGGUAUUUGGAGUCAAGGCAACUGUUGGAAUCUUCCACAAGAUAUUGUCCAACACCACAUUGGCCUUCUCUAAUGUGGUGGGUCCAGUAGAGGAAAUCAGUCUUUACGGGCAUCCGAUAGCUUACAUUGCUCCGAGCGUUUAUGGACACCCUCAUGCAUUGACGAUUCACUUCCAGAGCUACUGCAACAUGAUGACCAUUUCAGUUGCAGUUGAUCCAGAAGUGAUUCCUGAUCCGCAUGUGCUCUUCGAUGAGCUUGAACAAUCCCUCAUAAUCAUGAAGGGAGAUGUUACACUGAAAUUCCCAAAGAAAGGACCAAAUGUAGCCCUUCUCUGCCGUCGCACGGUCGCCGCCGCAAACUCGUGGGGGAAGAAGGGAUUCGACGCCGGGCUCCUCCUCUGUCGUCGCACAGCCGCCGGCACGAACCCUAGUAGGCAGAAGGGAUUCGACGCUGCCCACCUCCUUUGCCGCCGCCCACCUCUUCGUCUCCCUCCAUCUUCAAUCCAACGGCGGACACCACAAUCGACCAGCGUUGUACGAAUGACCGACGAGAAGACCCAAUCCUCUAAUCCGCUCUACAGAGGCAAUCCUCCCAUGGGUGAACGCACAAGAACUCGCGAGCACAGCUUCCAUUCCGCUAACCCUUGCUCUGCUCCGCCCGUCGACGACACGGGGGAUUUUUCUCCUGUUGGGUUCUUCUCGGUCGAGGAAGGAGCCGGAAGGUCGUCGCCGGCAACUCCCAGGGGGAACAACGACGACUCCCAGGGCGAACGACAGUGA
Linum tenue is the source of this 1827-nucleotide messenger RNA. NCBI's taxonomy places the organism in Eukaryota, Viridiplantae, Streptophyta, Magnoliopsida, Malpighiales, Linaceae. The record is from the annotation of a GenBank genome assembly.